AUGUUCUCGUCACUCCUACCCUUCCUCCUCCUCCCCCUAACUUUCAAAAGAACAAUCGCCGACUCCGCCCCAGAAAUCUCCGUCGAAAUCUACUUUACAGAUUACACAAUCCACCGUUUCAAAAUCGACCCAUUCACCCCCGCAAACUGCAACUGGAUCCCCUUCCAUUUCCUCCCGGGCUCAAAAACCAUCACCCCUCGUAUUUUCGCCAUCACCGCCUCUCCACAACUUCCCCCGACUAUCCAACUAGAUAGUCUUGAUUUUUCAAUCCACUUGGGUGAUAACGCAAUAGAUUGCGAAGAUACUCGUCGAGUGUUAUAUCGUGGUGAUGUUGCUGGAGAAGCUUAUAACUUGACGUUACCGUAUUAUGCACCGGGCUAUUCUGGAAACGAUGUAGAACGGGCGGAGAGGGUGGAGUUAAGAGAGAGGAUGUUUGUGAGAAGCGAUGAAAAUGCGUUAGAUCUGGACGAGCUUGGGAAUAGAAUCUGGCCGCUGGUAGAACUUCCUGAUAUCCCCGAGGAAGACGACGACGAAGGAAAAAAAUCAAAAGGUGAUAAAGAUAACAAUAAUAACAGCGGUAUGGGGAGAAAAGAUUCCUCGGAAUAUCUCUUCCCGGGUAGUCUCGGAGGCCCUGACUCAGAUGACUAUGACGAUAAGUAUGGUCCAGGUUUCCAGGGCUUUGGAGUUCCACGCAAUAGUCCUGAAAAAUGGCGAGGAAGACAAGAAUUGCGAAGAGAAGAAGCAAAGGAAGAAGCGAAAGAAGAAGAGGAACGCGAAGAAGAAGAAAAGGAUGACCGAGAGCGCGGUUUCAGUUAUGUGUCGCCACCUCGUGGCGGCGGCUUUAGCCUCCAGCUCCAACGUCGUCCCCCCAAUCGUAGGCAAGGACUGGGCAGUUAUUCCCCAAGAGAUAAUUACUACGGACUCGGAAACGUUGCCGAUAGAAUUUACCAAGCAACGGGCCGAACCCUUAGGCUUCGCCCAGGAGAGCACGAUCCAGCACUCGACAUCGACCUCAGCGAUCCUGAAAUGUCAGCUAUACUUUUCCCCCCAAGACAAAGAAACCCAGUUUCCCAGCCUCCGAAACUGAAUACUGAAUCUGCAAAUGCAAAGUCGGAUGUUGAAGAGCUAGACGCAUCACCAGAAAUUUUUAAUGAGGAUAGACCACUAGAAAGACCCCUUAUGGCGGAAUUCGACGCAGUACUAGGUCAAGAUGCAAACUAUGGUGACAAUGAAAGGCUAACCCAAACCAGUGGCGAACAAGAAUAUGAAUCUCCCAUUGAUAUAGGGGGUAACUUCAACUACGAUGCCCCUGAUGGGGACCAAGGAGAAGGCGACCCAGACUCUCCUGUAAUCAAGAAGCGCAGUCUCUCCAUUUCCCCAUCCGCGACAAAGCGUCUUCACAAAAGAGUCAUAGAGGUCCCUGAGGGACAACCAGGCCCUGCUCAGCUAGACCUUGUUCAACCAGACCCUGUUCAGCCAGACCCUACUGAACCAACCCCGUCCCUUGGUUUUGGCGAACCAGGCCAAAUCGCAAUGGACACACAAGCACGAUUAAUACGAGCGGGCAGAUUCCAUGGCUUCCAAGAACCUUAUAUGCUGUUUGAGCCACCUGCUUCAUUCGUGAUCCGUGCUAAAUUUUCCGAGAAGAAGCCGGUGUCAGCUGGUUAUAGGUUCCGAGAGCUCGAGGAUUUACCACCUCCAGCUAACUACGAUCCAGACGAUCUCAUAAGCCUCCCAGAUCAUUUGUUGGAGUUUCUGUCCCGUGAAAGGCAAUAG
Molecule: messenger RNA, 1776 nt
Organism: Orbilia oligospora ATCC 24927
Lineage: Eukaryota; Fungi; Ascomycota; Orbiliomycetes; Orbiliales; Orbiliaceae
Exons: 1
Coding region: 1-1776 (591 amino acids)
Source: RefSeq, a predicted model, not a curated record